GGGACAGUAAUGGGUCAUAGGUAAUAUAUAAAAAGAAAUGAAGGUGAACACUAAAAAAAAAAACCUGUCAGACAGGACUGCGAACAGGAAGAUAACACCUGGUUUAAAACUCCUGCCCAAUCUUGCUCACAGUCAGUUCAGCUCUCCAACACAAAGCAUGGAAAAUGGGGUCAGACAUUAACACUGGGACAAUGCGUGUCCUGGUUACUGGUGGAUCUGGGUUGGUGGGUAAAGCCAUCGAGCAUGUGGUCCUACAGGAGGGUGGGAAACUGGAGGGAGAGGAGUGGAUCUUCCUCUCCUCCAAGGAUGCUGAUCUGCUAGAUGUUGGGCAGACCAGGGCUGUUUUCGAGAAGUAUCGUCCAACUCACGUCAUCCACCUCGCUGCAAAAGUCGGGGGACUAUUUCUCCACAUGAAGGAGAACAUGCACUUUCUGAGGGACAACCUCCGAAUCAACGACAAUGUGCUGCAGACAGCCCAUGAGAUGGGUGUCACCAAGGUCCUGUCUUGCCUGUCCAGCUGUAUGUUCCCUGACAAAACCACGUACCCCAUUGAUGAGACCAUGAUACACAAUGGACAACCACAUGACUCCAACUUUGGAUACUCCUAUGCUAAAAGGAUGAUUGAUAUACAAAACAGAGCAUACUUCCAGCAGUUCGGUCAUCGUUACACAGCAGUCAUUCCAACAAAUGUCUUUGGUCCCUAUGACAACUUCAACAUAGAAAAUGGUCAUGUACUUUCGGCACUGAUGAACAAGACAUACAAGGCCAAGAUGGAAGGAACUCCUGUGACUGUCUGUGGCACUGGAGCUCCGAGAAGACAGUUCAUCUAUUCUCUGGAUUUGGGUCGUCUGAUUGUUUGGGUCCUGAGAGAAUAUGAAGAAAUUGCACCCAUAAUCCUCUCUGUGAAUGAGGAGGAUGAGGUCUCAAUCAAAGAGGCUGUGGAAAUGAUCGCCGAUGCUCUGCACUUCAAAGGCAAAAUACACUUUGACACCACCCUGCCAAAUGGCCAGAUGAAGAAGACAGCCAGCAAUGCCAAGCUAAGACGCUACCUCCCUGACUUCACCUUUACACCUCUUCAAGAAGCUAUAAAGAUAACCUGCGAUUGGUUUGUGGCCAACUACAACACUGCCCGGACAUGAAGUGACCAAACACAGAGCUGAAAAUGAAGACUGUUCCCUGGUUUUGGUGUCAAGGAAGUUGUUAACACUGUUCAACUGGUAUAUUAAUAAACUCUAUUAUAUUGUCUAGUAUCAUAUUUUAUUCUCUGACAGGAAUUUCCCAUUAAUACAGAGCCUGGGAGGUGCCAUGGAUGUGUGUGUUUUCUUUUAAACACGUGCACAAAGACCCUAUGUAUUGAGAAACUUAGAUAUAAAAAUGCAGGCAGACAGGCAAUUUUUGAUAAAGUAUGGGAACCUGUAUUAAAAUACCUGAAGGACUGGAGAGAGGUUAAUGUUACAAUAUGAAU
This is a messenger RNA of Acanthopagrus latus (yellowfin seabream), 1465 nucleotides long. Its product is annotated as GDP-L-fucose synthase-like. Gene Ontology annotation, biological process: nucleotide-sugar biosynthetic process. Lineage: Eukaryota; Metazoa; Chordata; Actinopteri; Spariformes; Sparidae. Bases 165 to 1139 code for a protein of 324 amino acids. Gene Ontology annotation, molecular function: GDP-L-fucose synthase activity. The transcript is spliced from 11 exons. The record is from RefSeq and is a predicted model, not a curated record.